CGCCUCACAAAAAACGUAAAUUUCGGACCGUGUUGUGCGCCGAGGCCUUUAAUUUAGGGUAUUUUAAUUAACUUAUCAUGCCCGAUUUCCGGUGCAUAUUCCGGUUUCGAAACGCUAAAACCGGCAGAUACUGAUAGCCAGAAAGUCUGCCGCCCAGCAGAGCGAAUCCUCUUGGUGCACCAACGAGUUUAUCACAAAGCAACCUAGAAAUCGCAAAGUUCAUUUGUCAGCCCCAGCUCGAGCUCGAGAGUUGCCAGUCCGGCAGCAGAUAGAUUAACAGCUAAUCAGUGAAAGAUGAUUUCGUGAUUAUCGUUGCUUUCUGCUGCUUUCUUCCGUUGCCAUUUCUUGGUGCAAAACCGUACAGCACCGGCUACACGAUGAGUGCGAAGGACAAAGACCCGCUGUACCUGUUGAAGAUAUUUUUCCGGAAACCCAAACCCGGCGGUGUUUCCAGCUCUCGAAACGAUGUACCGAUCUCGCCGGAACUGGAGCGAGAACUGCGCCCGGAAACGCCCGUCACACAGCGCUGUAAGGCGCUGAAGGAUUUUGGGGAGCAGGUGAUGGCGUACCGGCUCGAACCGGAAGCAGUCCAGUCGCUGUGGGACCUGACGAAGGAUCUGCUCGUGGGCAACAAGCUGAUGGAGCAGCGCCAGUGUGCUCUCACCUUCUACUGCAAGCUCAUCCAGGGUCAGUACGAUAGUCUAGGCCUGAUGAGGGCCCAGUUCUAUCGCGUAAUCGUUAGCCACAGCGAACCGGAGGAUAUUGCGUAUCGGCUCGAAAUGCUCAAGCAUCUGACCGAGACGGGUAAGAAUAUACAGCACUUUGAGCGCGAGAUCGGACCGUUUCUGCUCGAUUGGAUCAAACCGAUCCAUGAGGCGGGCCUGAUCGAACCGUUGCUGGAGCUGAUCGUGAACCUGAUCAAGUACAAUGCGGCUAGUCUGGAGCCCAAGUUUCUGGUCGGUGUCGUGUCGUACAUCUUCGAAGUGACGUGCAGCCGGCAGGAAACGAGCACAGUGCUGCUCUGCCUGUCCGUGCUGGACUGCUUCAUCUGCUACGCCAUCAUACCGAACGAGUCGCUCACCCUGUUCAUCAUCAUACUGUGCCGGGUGGUGAACCAGGAGGCAUACUGUCAGAACUCGUGGAAGAUUAUGAAGAAUCUGUUCGGUACCGCGCUUGGCCAUGCGACGCUGCUGACCAUGUGCAGUAUCCUCAACAACACGGCCUUCCACCAGGAUGAUGCACUGAUGCGCGGAGCCGUCUUCCACACCAACAUGGGCCUGUGGGGGGUCGGCGGUACCGUACCGUCCCUUCACUGCUCGCCAUCGCUAGUGCUGACCAGCUUCUCGAAUGCCCUGAAAAGCAAGCAUGCCGUCGUUACGUACGAGGUAAUCAUGAGUCUGACCCGGUUGAUUCAAAAGUCCGGCCCCGAACUGAACGAACCAACGUGGGACAUUAUCUGCGAUAUUAUGAUGGAGAUCUCGCACAUUCUCCCUAAUCACGGUCUACCGGCCCAUCAUUUCGUGCCCCAGCACUAUCACGAGGUGCUGGACAUGAUCGAGACGCUGCUCCAGCAGGGUACGAUCAAUGCGGAUACCGACAAGAUCUACAAUCUGAUUGAGCACGUGGCAGCGGAGCGCCCCGAAGUGUCGGUGCAGCGAUUGAUUGACUACAAGGCGGCCCAAAUAUCGGCCACCCGAUCCGAGUGGUUGCGACAGCUCUGCCUCUUCAUGGAUCGGUUCUACCGGAUGGAGAACAGCAAGGUGCGCAUCUACGCGGUCCAGGCACUCGAGAAGAUUAUGCUCGCCAACCGGGCCGCGUACGAGGACGAGAUUCUCGAACGUAUCGUGAUCGUGCAUCUGGGUGGUGUGGCACUGGAGAAGGAUACGGAGGUACGGAAGGCGGUGGCACGGGCGCUGAUCGAUUUCACGAUGCACUGUGACACGAAACGGUGCAUUGAGCUGUUGGAAAUCAUUGAAAAGCUUCUGCAUCGUCCAUACGAUCAGUACCAGGAGGGUUACGUCGUGCGGAGUGAACAAGAAGUUGAGGAUAUUGUGCUCCUGGUGGAUGGAUUGAUACGGGUGUUUAUCGCCAAGCUGUACCGGUUGCCGUCGUUGCAUGCGAUCCGCGUGUACAGUAUGCUGAUCGGGUUUCUAGAGCUUCAUUACCAGAAGCCCCAUGUGCUGCAGAGCGUCAACACGAUCCGGUAUCGGAUAUUCAACUGGAUGCUAAAGGCACGUGCGAACGCUACGUUCCACAUUGGUUACCCCGAUCCGGAGGAUAGCGAGCGGAUCCGUUUCUCGCGCUAUCUCGGACUCGAGGGUCCCUACCAGCACCAAAGUCUGCAGCCGCAGCCGUAUCUGUCAAACCAAUCGUCGAGCCAGCUCAAUCUCACGCAGAGCGAAGGAUCGAAGGCGAUGGAUCGCAUUCCGGCCACCAACCUGACGACGAUUUCAAUCAAGCGCGGUUGUCAGGUGAUAGUACUGUGUUUGAGGGAGGAAAAGGACUGGGAAGUGAUACAGCUGGUGCUGACCGAGCUGCCCAACAUCAUGCAGAACAAGGCCCUCAUUCAGGGAAACGAUGUGGAUUCGCUGGCCCGCACGCUCUACCGCAUGUACGGUGAUCCGAUGCAGCUCGAAAAGCUACAGGCACCGGCCAACAUGCAGCCAAAGGUGUCCGACUACAAGGAGCUGAUACUGCCGGCUCUGUCAAGCCUGGCGAUGUACCAUCAGCAUCUAGAUCUGAACACGCAGAAGAACAUCAUCGAUGCGCUGAAGCAUGGGCUUAUCUCGCGACGACCGCACGAUUGCAUCCGCACGCUGACGAUACUGCUGCUCGAGAUGCCGGAACAAGUGAUGCCUAAGAUGGCCGAUCUGCUACUCGAUCUCAGCAAGAUGACCGGCACAAAGAUGGUGGCCCUACCGGUGCUCGAGUUUCUUUCGACGCUUAAUCUGGUACCGAGCUUCCGGUUCGGCAACUUUAUCAUGCGCACGUACAUGUGCGUGAUGGCCAUGUCGCUACCGUACACCAAUCCGUUCCGGUACGAUCACUACACCGUCUCGCUGGCCCACUACGUCGUCGCGGCCUGGUUCAUCAAAUGUAGGCUGCCGAUGCGCCACCAGCUGAUCAAGUUCAUCGUCCAGGGACUCGAAUCGUACGUGCACGUACCGUUCCAGGAUGGAUCGCGAUCGUUCUCGCAGGUCAACGAAGACUCGUCCGAGCGAAAGCGCAGCUCCAGCCUUACCGAGCAGAGCUCCCGGAGGCGUGAUCGCAUCCAAGCGCAGAAGCAGCAACAACAGCAACAACAACAGCAACAGCAGCAGCAAGGUGGUCAACAACAACAGCAGCAGCAAGGCCAGCAGACGGGACCAGGCCAACAGAACGCGUCACAAACGGUUGCAACGAAGGGUUCGGGCUCGACGCAGCAGCGCGUCUAUCCGCUUUCCGCAGUCAAUGAUGAUAUGUACAAGUUCCACUGUGAGCUGGCCGAAACGUGUGUCGACUUUAUGGUACGCCACACGUUUUCGCCCUGCUCCGGUAUCUCGAAGCGGCUCCCUUCGGCCGAAUUUCUCCUCUCCGGGGGCCAAUCGAUGACGUGGCUCAUCGGACACGAUCUGAUCACGGUUACGACGAGUGGCUGCUCCGGUAUUACCUUCCGCAAUGGUCUCUGCGAUCGUUGCCAUCAAUUCUGUUCCUCUUCCCUGACGGCAGCGAUCGGUAACGGUGGCAAUGAUAUUGGCAUGAAACUCGCCGUUGCUGGUUCGUUACAACAGCAUCAUCAUCCUUCAUCCUCCUCGACGGCAUCAUCGCAGCAUGCACUGCUCUCCAAGUCAAACAGCAGUGCCAGUACUGCGACGCCAUCGAACGCCACUGGUGGUGGGCAACCGCUCUCGCCUGAGUUACCGAGCGUGAGCUCCUCGUCUGGCAAAGACUCCGGUAUUGCUGCUGGUGGUGGGGGUGGUGGUGGUGCCGGCAGUGCAACAGGCACAACCAUAACGGAUAACACGACGGCAGCUGUGGGCUCCACUAACAGCAACAGCAUCAGCAACGUCGGUUUGACGGCGAAUAAAAGGUAUACCAAAGCCAGUUUGCAACACAGUAGUGCAAACGAAUCCGACAGCACCGAUCUGACUACCAGUUCGGCUUCAUCAUCCGCCGCCGUUACACCGUUCCCCAGUACGGCACCCCAUUCGACUCACGUUGCGGGAAGUAACAGCGCAGCAACCAGUGCCACCGGCGGUAAUCGGUUCUUCAACCGUCAAGGUUCCCAGGAAGGCUACGGUUCGACUGGUUCAGUGGAAGCACUGUCACGCCGUGGUAGCAUCCCGGAUGCGAAUGAUCCCAGCAUGCCACCCGGUGUGACCUCCUUCGAGCAGCAACGGUCCGGUGGCCGUGCAGCGGCCCAAGCCGGACUCAUGACGACGAUCGGCAAUCGGUUGAUACUUCCGCAACAGCUAAGUGGUUCUUCGGGCUCGACAUCUGGCAUCGGGUUCGAGUCGAGACCGGCGGCCCAACCUUGCGCCUGUUCCUGUACGGGAUGGGCGGAAGUGUGUGUGCGGCGUCCGACCGGUUUCACCUCAUGGAUCACUCGCAUCCAGAGUCAGGUUUCGCAUGACAUGCUCGGUGGUGAUGCGUCCCUGCAUGACCUAGCGACCCUCUUUGCGCCUAGUGUUGGCGGUGGAGUGGUUGGAUUGGAUUUCCCUGGACACGGCGGAACAGCGGGAGCCCCAGGAUCACUAUCGGCUGUGUAUGGUGCGGCCAGCACAGAUACGGCGACACCGUUCGGCAGUGCCGCCGAUAUCCCGGCCAGCAUCAUCGAUCAUCGACACUCGGUGGGAGGUGCUGAGAUGGGUGGUGGGGGACCAGCACCAACAACAGCAGCAGCAGCUACUACUUUCGAGCAGCAUGCACCGGUCGGUACUGGGGCCGUGUCGACAGGCCAGCAGCUACGUGCAACGAAGGUAUCCAUCUCUGACGAGGUGUUCGAGAUGGCGCGACGAGAAGAUCCGAAGAAGAAGCUAUCGGUGGAGGAAGAACAGGAGCAGAGUGAGGAUGAGGAGCUGAAAAGUGUGAUGUUAACGGCCGCGGGAGGUGGCGUCAUCGAAGGCAGUGGAUCGUUGGCUGGCGGUGGUUCGGGACCGAUUGCCAUUCCUGGCAAGCGAACGCUCGCCUCGGACGAAGACGACGAUGAGGAUGAGGAUGAUGACGAAGACGACGAGGAGGAUGAAGAAGUCGUUCAGCGUGAGGUUCGUGGAGUAGAUGAUCGAGGGGCUGGUGAAGAUGAUGAAGAUGACGAUGAUGGCGACAGUGAUGAUGAAGAUGAUGAUGAUGCUGAUGAUAGACGCAUAGGCCGUGGACGCGUACGCGGAUACGACGGUGAGGUGGAGUUUGAUGAUUCCGAAGGCAGAUCCCGUAAACCGGUCCGUCGGGUUAACUCCAGUCCGGAGAUGCGCUCCAAGUGGAACAAUCCGUUCUUAAGCAAAACGAAAGAACCACCGGUGAUAGCUGCAGUUCCGGGUUCGAGCACUAUGGUCAGUACUGUAGAAGGUGCCAGUGUAUCGGGGCCGGGCGGAAUCGAUCAUCAGAAUGCAUCCGCGAUGGUCACUCCCACUACCGGCUCUAGCGAUGGUGGCGUUCCGGUGGAGAAGAAGAAAUCGACCUACGGUAAGGGAGUUAGCUGCGAGGCAAUACCGGAGGAAAUUGCUGGUUCAACACCACCAGCGAGCAGCGGCAUGAUGCGUACUGUCGCUACGACUGCCGGUUCCUCUUCCAUCCACGCCACAGCUCCGACCGUGCGCGGUACGAUUGCGGCCAAGCAUCAGGCAGAGUUUGCGACGGCCAAAUCAACGAUCACGACCUCUCUACCGGAGUCGAACACGGUCGAACCGUCGCAAGUCGCUCCACGGAAGCAACAUUCGGCUGACGAUACGCUGGGGGGCUCUGGCACUCCGGCUCCAAGUGACGGGCACAACAUUAUAAACCUAGCGGGAGCUGGUGUAACGUCGGUACCGAAUGCCGCCAAUACGAUUGUCCCGAUCGCGAUGCAUCCGAUCACGCAGACAUCCUCCUCAUCCGCGCUUAGUCUGAAGCUACCGAUGGAGAAGGUGACGGCGAAGCCACCGCAAUCACCGGUCCCUUUGUCACCACGAUUGCUCGCCCGCAACACCAUCAACCUGAAGCAAUCGAGUUCCGGUACCGCGUCUCCAUCGUUUCCACUCAUGGGUGGCGGUAGUGGUGUGGGGGGAGUUGGUGGUGGGUUGAUGGGGGCUAGCAAUGAUAACGAUUUGCCACGAGGACGCUCGAAAACGAUCUCGACCGUGCGGGAACAUUAUACGCGCGAUGCAGCCAAGUGGAGCGGAGGUGCGGGCGCCGGUGUGCCCCGUAUGCGCAACGAGCUCACGAACCGAAACGUUAUUAGCCCGAGCUUCGUGUUCCUGCAGCUGUACCAUCAUGGACAGUUCGGAACGGAGCGACCGGUACUGAUGGAUCGCGAUCCGGAGAAGGCGAUCGCACUGCUUGACCUAAUACCACCGUUCGAGAUCCACAAGAUCGGUGUGCUGUACGUUGGGCCUGGUCAGGCGGGCAAUGAGACGGAGAUCCUAAAGAACCGGUACGGGAGCCUUCGGUAUGCCGAGUUUCUCAGCAGUCUCGGCACGCUGGUCGCGAUCAAGGAUGCCAAGGAGCGCAACAUCUAUAUCGAUCUCGAGAGCAACGGCAAGGACGGGGCGUUCACGUACAUCCACCAGGAUGAAAUCGUGCAGAUUACGUUCCACGUUGCGACGCUGAUGCCCAACAAGCGGCAGGAUCCGCACGGGAACGAGAAAAAGAAGCACAUCGGUAAUGAUUUUGUUACGAUCGUGUACAACGAGAGCGGCGAGCAGUACGACCUGAAGACGAUCAAGGGACAAUACAAUUACGCCUGCGUUGUGGUGGAACCGAUCGAACUGAAUAGCAACCGCGUGUUCAUACGCUCAAAGGAUGAUAUUGCGCAGCACGUAACUCACGAGACGAAGAUCGUUUCCGACAGUACGGCCCCACUGCUCGCUCGCCAAAUGGCGCUGCAUGCGAAUCUGGCAUCACUGGUGGCACAAUCACUGAAAACGAAAAACUCCAGCCCGUACGCCUCGAACUGGCUCGAGCGGUUGCGUAAGAUCAAGAACAUACGCGCACGGUAUGGGCAGGACGAUCAGCAGAAACCACAAUCGGCGCAACAGGGUGGUUCGGCUAACGAUCUCACCACCUCAUCCGCCACAACCGCCGCAGGCAGCUCGACCGGAGGCAUCACGUUCCGCAUGGAUGACUUCUCCAAGUACACCGUCUGAAAAGCAUCUUCCGGGGAUUAACCCGCGCCUUGGGGGUGCACACAUUGUUACAUACUCUCCUACACUGCUUCCCCCCAUCUAUUUCUACUUCCGUUUACCCUUACCCUCACUCCCUCCAUCAUAUCUUUCUUUCUCUAUUGUGCACGCUGUGCGAUACUCACGGUUUUAGUUAUGUUUGAGCUUGCCCCGCAUGUAAUAAUCGUACGCGAUGCUAGCUAGACUGGUCAUAUAUCUGUAUCGCGUGUUUCGCGCACCCGAGGCUUUUCGGCGGAUCCUACGUUCUACUCAAACAGCCCCGUGCGCUAUACCGCUUCACAAUGUAGCAUAUAAUGAGCCUUAACAGACCUACGACCUCCAGUAUGGUACACGCUACAGCUGGAGGAGCUUACUCGGAAGCCCUGGUGCUGGGAUUCGAGCGCAAUUAUCGCUCUAGCAAUACGCCCUUUGCACGGCUUUUGCCAGAUCGGCGGGGCAGACAGGCGACCGUCAUCCCGAGGUUAGUCAGGCAUCAGUAGUGGCAGCCCUGGGACGGAAUGCUGAAGACACAAUAUCAAUAAAGUUUGCAUACUUGUUAUCGUACAAACUAUUAUACCGAAACCUAAAUAUGGCCUCCUCUUGACUGU
Messenger RNA from Anopheles darlingi, 7942 nucleotides. It is a transcript of the gene gig, whose product is annotated as tuberin. Gene Ontology annotation, molecular function: GTPase activator activity. Gene Ontology annotation, cellular component: nucleus; TSC1-TSC2 complex; cytoplasm. Bases 378 to 7319 code for a protein of 2313 amino acids. The record is from RefSeq and is a predicted model, not a curated record. The transcript has 6 exons. Lineage: Eukaryota; Metazoa; Arthropoda; Insecta; Diptera; Culicidae. Gene Ontology annotation, biological process: negative regulation of insulin receptor signaling pathway; regulation of cell cycle; positive regulation of GTPase activity.